Trichogramma pretiosum is the source of this 1735-nucleotide messenger RNA. RefSeq names its product programmed cell death protein 2-like. The record is from RefSeq and is a predicted model, not a curated record. The transcript has 3 exons. Lineage: Eukaryota; Metazoa; Arthropoda; Insecta; Hymenoptera; Trichogrammatidae. The coding region runs from base 224 to 1288 and encodes 354 amino acids. Gene Ontology annotation, cellular component: nucleus; cytoplasm.
UCUUAUGUUUUGUUUCGGAGCCCGGAGGUCAAGUUUCUAUCCUACAGACUUUUCGCUAUAUCCAGCAGAAACCAGAUUUUUCAUUUUAUUUAUUUAAAUUAUGUACGAUCACUGCCUCAAAGUUUAACGUGAAAUACCACUAAUUAUUUAUUAAUUCAAGCUAGGUUAUAGUCGUCCAUUAGUGCAAGUUUAUUUUCUACUUAUCUUUCUUGACUAUAAGAACAUGAGCGAUAUUGACAUUGGUUUCGCCCAAGAGAGCGAAUCUUGGCAAUUGGAGAGUAGGUUCUUUCCCUCUAAAGUGGGUGGCAAGCCAUCAUGGCUGGACCUAAAAAACAUACCAGAUUCCAAAAAACUUGCAUGCGAUCACUGUCAACAGCCUACUAUUUUCUUGUGUCAAAUAUAUGCACCAAUUGAAGAAGAUGAGAAAGCUUAUCACAGAACUAUUUAUGUAUUCAUUUGCAAAAAUCCAAUCUGUUGCAAAGAUAAUUCAAAUGGUAACUUGAAGGUUCUACGAUCGCAGUUGGAGCAAGAGAAUGAGUUUUAUCCUCCAGAAGACCCUGUGGUGGAGAGCGAUUGGCAACCAGAUUUGUGUGUAGAAAAAUGGUCAAAAAUUUGUUCCUUAUGUGGCAUUUCUGCCACUCAACAAUGUUCACCACACUGUAAAAAAGUUUACUGCAGUCGGAUUCAUAAACUGUGGGAUUGGAAAAGUGGACAUAAAGCUGCUUGCAUUGCUCAAAAAGAACAGAGCGUGGAACAAAGCCUUGAUCAAAGCCUUGAGGAUCGAUUUUUAUUUCCUCAAUUUGAAAUUGUUUUUGAAAAAGAACAAUAUUCUGAAAAAGAUUGUUCUAAAGAGAGUGACGAAAAAGAUACUGAAGCUGAAGAAUUAAAAAAGUUUGAAGAACUUGUUAAGAGCGGAAAAGUUUCAUUGCAGUCUGAAAAAGGUGUAGAUGAAGAUCUACUUAAAUUGGCUUAUUGUGAAGACGAUGAAGUACUUAUGAAAUUUAAAGAAAGGACCCAGAAUGAACCUAAACAAGUAGUCAGGUAUAACAGAGGCGGUCAUCCAUUGUUUGUUUCAUCAAGCAAUCAACCUUCUGAAAUUCCAAAUUGUGAACUUUGUAAUAGUGAAAGACAAUUUGAAUUCCAGAUAAUGCCUUACUUAUUAACUACUCUAAAAAUAGAUAGUGCUUUCAACUGUAUACAUUGGGGUACAAUAGCAAUUUACACAUGUAAAAAUUCAUGUAAACCAAAUGCAGAUUAUGUGUCAGAAUAUGCAUGGAAACAAAGCUAAGUUGAUGAGAUUAUGCGAUACAUACAAUUCUUUAAGGUUCAUAUUAAAAUUUUUACAAUUCUUACUAAUUGUUAUCAAAUUUGAUAUCUGGGUAGUGAUUGUGAAGCAUAUCUAGUCAAUCUUUCUUAUAUGCUUUGUUAUAUAUUUAGAAAGAUUAAUAGAACCUUUUAUGCACAUGUUCUCAAUUGUAUUUGCAACUGAUUGCGUACUUCAGAAAGAUUUGUAAUAAUAUUGACAAACCACUCUGGUGUGAAAAUCAAACUUAGCAUAAAAUGAGAAAAUCUUUGUAACAAAUCUUCGACAGUGAAAAUAGAUGUGUAUAAGAAAACAAUAAUGACAAUACAUUUUCUUUUGUGUUUCAAAUUUAAUAGCUCAACACAAGGUGAAAUUCCCUUGAUUUGUAAAUCAACCAAAAUAAAGUAAAGUAAUGUAAGUACGACACAUGAA